Osmerus eperlanus (European smelt) is the source of this 1286-nucleotide messenger RNA. RefSeq names its product pentraxin fusion protein-like. The coding region runs from base 1 to 828 and encodes 275 amino acids. Lineage: Eukaryota; Metazoa; Chordata; Actinopteri; Osmeriformes; Osmeridae. The record is from RefSeq and is a predicted model, not a curated record. The transcript is spliced from 5 exons.
AUGUUGAAACUGCUGAUAUUAGUCUUCUGGUUGGAUCUUCUUGGGCUGUCCAUUGGUGCCACAGGCCGAAGCUGGGUCUUGCACCUACACUGGGAAAAAGACAAACCCCUGGUGGAGAGUGGACUUGCUGGACACGUACAUAGUCACCUCAGUCACCAUCACAGAAAUGUUGUUCCUGAGAGGCUCAAUGGGGCUGAGAUCCGCAUUGGAAACUCUAUUAAGAAGGAUGGCACUGACAACCCACUAGCUAGCGUCAUUAACUCCAUUCCAGCAGGCCUGGCUCGGACUAUAAAUCUUAAAGGUUUUGAGGGACGCUAUGUGACUGUAGUUCUACCGGGGAAAGGAAGAUUUCUAACACUCUGUGAAGUUGAGGUUUAUGGGUACCUCGCUCCAAAUGGAGAGAAUUUGGCUUUGCAAGGAAAAGCCUCGCAGUCGUCACUCCAUUCAACAGGAUUUGCAUACAAUGCUAUAGACGGAAACCGUGCCAGUGUGUGGGCACAGGGCUCCUGCGUCCACACAGCAUUAGAGUUUAGCCCCUGGUGGAGGCUGGACUUGCGCAAGACCUACAAAAUUUUCACCAUCAAAAUCACGAACCUAAAAGUGGCACCCACUAGACUCAAUGGGGCUGAGAUUCGCAUCGGAGACUCUCGCAACAACAACGACGACAGCAAUUCCAGGUGUGCAGUAAUAUCUUUUAUUCCUGGUGGCUUCACUAAGACUUUCCAUUGUAACGGUUUGGAGGGUCGCUUCAUCAGCGUGGUCAUUCCAGGAAGGAAACAAUAUCUGGUAUUCUGUGAGAUGGAAGUGUAUGGCUCACCCCUCAACUGAUGCAGAAAUGAACAGGUCUCACUAAGUCCGUAAUGCUGAUUCAGUCAAGCAGUUACAUGGUAAACACAGAUGGUUACAUUAUUGUGUUUUUUCUUUCUUUUCUUUCCCAAUACAUACUUCAUAAAACAACUCAUUUGGCAAGUUAAAACAUAUGUUGGUAUGGGAAUGGUGGUUGGUAGACUACUUCAGUUGUGUUAUUCUUUUUUUUUUAUAUGCUCUGCAGUUGCACAUGAUAAUGUAAAGCAGCUUAGCAUUGGAGCUGCAAAUAGCAAUUUAUUGUUUAGAAAUGAAUGAUUAAGCAGAAUAACCAAAGGGAGCCUUACAGUUACAAGCAGAUUAACAUUGUACAUAAACACUGAAGGGAUAUAAAUCAAGUAAUAACCUAUUAAAUACUUUAUUUGUGGUUCUUCGUAAAACAAUAUGGUAAAAUGUAAUUGUAUGAUUUAACAUUUGGAAUA